AGUGACGGCCGCGCGGGAGCGGUCACAUGACCGUAUCGGCUGCCUGUACAGUAAGGACCCAAUAUGGCAGCGGCGGUAGCAGUGGCAACGGCAGGAGGACCGGCCGCCCCAUAGACCCCCCCCCCCGCGCAACACCCCCGCCGCUUCCUCUGUUUGGGUGCUCCUCCGGCCUGACUUCCCCUUUCUCCCACCUUUCCCGGCACCGCGGGAAAAGCAGCGCAGGGCAGAGCAGGCAGGGAGGGCGGCCGGAGCCCGGACACGGGAGCCUCCCAGUCAGUUCAAGACCCGACAUGAGGGAAAAGGGCCGUAGGAAGAAGGGCAGGACCUGGGCGGAGGCCGCCAAGACGGUCUUAGAAAAAUACCCCAAUACACCUAUGAGUCAUAAAGAAAUUCUUCAAGUUAUCCAGAGAGAAGGACUAAAAGAAAUCAGAAGUGGGACUUCCCCUCUUGCAUGCCUGAAUGCAAUGCUGCACACAAACUCGCGAGGUGAAGAGGGCAUCUUCUAUAAGGUUCCUGGUAGAAUGGGAGUAUAUACUUUGAAGAAAGAUGUGCCGGAUGGGGUGAAAGAGCUAUCAGAAGGUUCAGAAGAAAGCAGUGAUGGUCAGUCAGAUUCCCAGAGUUCUGAGAACAGCAGCAGCAGCAGUGAUGGUGGCAGCAACAAGGAGGGGAAAAAGAGCAGGUGGAAAAGGAAAGUAUCGUCUAGACUGUCACAGCCAUCCUCUCCCCAGUCAGGCUGCCCAUCACCCACCAUUCCAGCAGGUAAAGUCAUUUCUCCAUCACAGAAGCACAGCAAGAAGGCACUAAAGCAGGCUCUAAAACAGCAGCAGCAGAAGAAGCAGCAGCAGCAAUGCAGGCCAACCAUGUCCAUCUCCUCCAAUCAGCAUCUCUCUCUGAAGACUGUCAAAGCAGCCAGUGACUCUGUAACUGUCAAACCUGCAAUAUGGGAAGGAAAACAAUCAGAUGGACAGUCAAGCAGCUCUCAGAACUCAAAUUCAAGCUUUUCUUCUUCAGUUAAAGUGGAAAAUCCUUUGCUAGGCUCGGGGAAGAAGUCAUUCCAAAGGUCUGACAGACUCCACACAAGGCAGAUGAAAAGGACGAAAUGUGCUGAAAUUGAUGUUGAGACACCAGACUCCAUUCUGGUUAAUACAAAUCUUCGAGCACUGAUCAACAAACACACCUUUUCAGUUCUUCCUGGAGAUUGCCAACAGCGACUGCUUUCACUACUUCCAGAGGUGGAUCGACAGGUUGGUCCAGAUGGUCUGAUGAAGUUAAACGGCUCAGCCCUUAACAAUGAAUUCUUCACUUCAGCGGCACAAGGCUGGAAGGAAAGACUCUCAGAAGGUGAGUUUACACCUGAGAUGCAGGUGAGAAUUCGACAAGAGAUUGAGAAGGAGAAAAAAGUAGAGCCAUGGAAAGAACAAUUCUUUGAAAGCUACUAUGGUCAGAGUUCUGGCCUGAGCCUUGAGGAUUCAAAGAAGUUGACAGCUUCACCCAGCGAUCCCAAAGUAAAGAAAAGCCCAGCAGAGCAACCAAAAUCCUUGCUUCCUUCAGAGGCCUCUCCUGCCAGUAUAGUCCCAGUAAUGCCCCAGUUAGAGUCAAAAGAAGAAGUAGUGUGUAUGCCAUCACCAGUCAAAAAAGAAGAGCACGAAAGCCAAGCUAAGGUGUAUCCAAACUCGAAAUCCACGGAGCCCCUCCUUUCCUCAGCUAGCGAUACAUAUGAGCUUAGCAGCGUUCUUCCCGUCAAGUGCCCGAAGGAUGAGGCUGUCUCAGAGCAGAAGCCCAUUGCCUCGGCUGAACAGGAGCCUGAGAAAACGAGUCAUCUCACUACAGCUUCCAAUCAUAACAAAAAUGAGAGACAAGAGGCUUUAGUUACAUCUCCAAGCAAAUCCAAGAGUCCUGGAGUGGAGAAAUCAAUAAUGAAGCCCAUCAUAGAAGCAGGUCUACAGGAGACCGCUAUGAAAGAGCCUUCAUCAACUCUGGUUGAUCACAGCCCAGAAAGCCUCAAGAGGAAGUCUUCUCUCACCCAAGAGGAGGUCCCUACGAGCUGGGAGAAAAGGCCGCGUGUCACUGAGAAUCGCCAGCACCAGCAGCCAUUUCCAGUCUCGCCGCAGCCCUUUCUCAAUAGAGGGGACAGGAUCCAGGUGCGAAAAGUACCACCUCUCAAGAUCCCGGUCUCCAGAAUCUCCCCCAUGCCGUUUCCUACAUCGCAGGUCUCUCCCAGGGCUCGUUUUCCAGUCUCCAUCACUAGUCCUAACAGAACAGGAGCCAGAACUCUUGCAGACAUCAAAGCAAAAGCCCAGCUGGUCAAAGCACAGAAGGCAGCAGCUGCCGCUGCAGCCGCAGCUGCUGCAGCCGCCUCCGUUGGAGGGACCAUUCCAGGACCUGGCCCAGGGGGUGGACAAGGUCCAGGAGAGGGUGGUGAAAGGAACACUGCUAGAGGGGGGAACCCAGACUCGGACAGAGUCAGUGAAACUGGAAAGGGCCCCGCACUGGAACUGGCAGGACCUGGAAGCAGGGGAGGUACGAGAGAGCUUUUACCCUGUGGUUCAGAGACUCAGCCCCAAUCUGAGAGCAAGACCACAGGCCAGGCACAGCCUCGCAGUGUCUCUGGAGCACAACUACAGCAAACCCCCACAGUGCCUCCAACCUCUGCCAUCAGUGGAGCAGGCACAAGUAUCCCAUCACCAGCUCACACUAACGCACUCCCACCAGCUUUAGGGAAAUUGUGUCAUGAGAAACUGAAUCCCUCCAAGGCAUCAGCCACAGUGUCCUCUCUUAGCCACCUGCAAGGGCCCAAUCAGUGCAGGCAGGAGAAGGUUUCUUCUGCUCCAACAGGACCUGCUCUAAUCUCAGGUGCCUCACCUGUUCAUUUUGCAGCUGAUGGCACAGUUGAGCCCAAAGCAGGUUCUAGUAGUAAGAAUACACCAAACCCUUCAGCCUCAGCAGAGACAACGGCUAGGGCUUCAGUGGAUAUUACAUCUUCUCCUUUAACAUCUUUAUUAAUAGCAGCCACUUUAGAAAAGCUUUCUAUACCCCAGGUCAGUGUAACUGUAGCACCUACUGGAUUGGCUCCAUCCUCGAGCACUUUGCCAGCAGCUUCUAGCCUUAAAACUCCAGGAACUUCUUCAAAUACAAAUGGACCCAUUUCAAGGACAAGCUCUAGUAUCCCUGCUAAUAAUCCUUUGGUCACUCAGCUGCUCCAGGGCAAAGAUGUGCCCAUGGAGCAGAUUCUGCCUAAACCUCUCACCAAAGUUGAAAUGAAAACUGUUCCACUGACUGCAAAAGAGGAAAUAGGGAUAGGAGCACCCACAGGCACCAACAUAACAGAUAACAGCACCAGAGAGGAAGUUCACGAGAGGCCGUCUCAUCCAGCGAUACAGCAGCUGGGUAAAACCUUGCAAAGUAAGCAUCUCCCCCAGGUUCCGAGACCCCUUCAGCUCUUUUCAGGUAAGGAUCUGAGGGACUCUGGCAUUGACACACACCAACACCAAGAAGGACUAAGUAAAGCAACCCAAGACCAGAUCCUUCAGACUCUCAUCCAGAGGGUUCAUGUGCAGAGGCAGAAUGUUCUCUCCUUUGUACAGCCCUCCCAGUUCAACUUCACUCACUCAGGUUUCCAGUUAGAAAACAUCUCCACAAGCCAGAGGUUCAUGCUGGGUUUUGCUGGCAGAAGGACAUCAAAGCCUGCAAUGGCAGGUCACUACUUACUUAACAUUUCCACCUAUGGCCGGGGUUCAGAGAGCUUUAGGAGGACCCAUUCUGUAAACCCUGAAGACCGUUUUUGUCUGAAUAGUCCCAAUGAGGCCUUGAAAAUGGGAUAUACAGACUGUAAAAAUGCAACCGGAGAUAGUAGCAGCGGUAAAGAAGAUACUGAUGAGGAAAGCACGGAUGAUGAGCAAGAAUCUGGCAUGGUGAAGCAGGAGCCCCCGGCUUCCCAGAGUUCGGGCAAGUGUGAAGCAGGUUUAGGACCCCACAGUAGAGAAACUGUGUCCGCCAGUGAUUGUUUAACUAAAAAGAAUGUGAUGGCAGAGACACCAGUGCACGAGCUAACCACUUUAAGCAAGGAGAAUUACCUGUUCACUAGAGGCCAAACAUUUGAUGAGAAGACUCUAGCCAGAGAUUUUAUUCAGGCAGCACAGAAGCAAAUGGCUCACGCAGCGAGAGGUAAGACGAUGCAUAGCAGCCCUGAGCUUUUCAAUUCCACGGCUCUUCCCCCUGCAGACAGUCCCACCCAUCAGCCUCUCCUCCUCCCACCACUGCAAACCCCAAAGCUCUAUGGAAGCCCCACCCAGGUUGGGCCCAGCUACCGGGGCAUGAUCAAUGUCUCCACCUCCUCUGACAUGGACCAUAACGCGGCCGUACCGGGGAUGCCUGACUGCAGCCAGGUGUCUAGCAACGUAGGUGAUGUCAUGUCCUUUUCAGUGACUGUCACUACCAUCCCUGCUGGCCAAGCUCUGAAUCCCGGCAGCCAUGGCCAGACUAUUCCUGUGCAGGCCUUUCCUGAGGAGAACAGCAUCGAGGACACGCCUUCGAAAUGUUACUGCCGAUUGAAAGCCAUGAUCAUGUGCAAGGGGUGUGGCGCCUUCUGCCACGAUGAUUGCAUUGGCCCCUCUAAACUGUGUGUUUCCUGCCUUGUCGUUCGGUAACGAGACUGGAAAGAGAACAACACACUGGAAAGGAAACAGGAAGGGUUGACAAGAUGUGUUUUUUGCAUCCUUUUGGAAUCACAGAGAUAAAAGGUUUCACUUGUCUUAAGAGACAAAUGUUAAUUAAAUCAGGAAUACAGAGUACAGAUCUUACAUUUUAGAGAAGGAGCACCUUGUAAGUCUGAGUCAAGUAAGACUUGGUGAAUUUGUGACAAGUUUGCACUUACAAAAUCAUGUAAAUAUGUCACAUUUUGUUCUAACAUUUUUCCAAAUGUUUAGGUAAUAAUGUAUUACUUUGGAUUCAGAUUUAUGUUCCACUUCACAGACUCUGAGAAAAAUGUAAUGCCAGGCAUGGUGAAAGGAAGCUUGUCUCCCUUCUGCCUUUUCCUAAGAAGCUAGGAAGGAGUGAAGGAAUGGUCUGGAGAAAUGAGAAGUGACCAUUCAUGCUGAUUGUUUUGACCGUCUGACUGUAGGCUUUAUAUGGAUUAUUCAGCCUUUGCAAAAUUUGGAUUCAGGGUUUACUCAGUCUCUUUACCUUAGAUGCAACAUUCUUAAGUUCCACUUUUUAAUAAGGUAUUAAUUUCACAGCUAAUACUUCACACUUUGAAAGCUCUGAUUGCAAAGCACUCUGCUUGCAAUUUGUGGAUCCCUGCUGUUCCCUAAUCUCACUCCCUGCUCUGAGACAGUGAAUGGUGUGGUCUGUGAUGGGUAUGCUUGUCUGGCCCUUGCGUCAUUGUAGCUUGGGCAGGGCAACAGUCAGAAGUAGUAUCCAGCGACCUAGUCGUUAAUGGGAGCUUACAAACAGCUUUGAGAUACUGGUAGAAAACUAACAGAAAAAUGGUACUGAUGGCGUUGAUUUGAACUAAUUGUUUUGUUGGGCAAUGAGAUAAAGCUGCAAAAACUUACAAAGUGAACGUAAAGAACUUUGGAAAAGGAUUUCAGCAUUAGUAACAAGGUGGCCUCUUUUUUCUUCUCUCCCGAACUGUUACCUAAUGUUCUGUAGUCAGCUGUUGCUGCAGGUAGAAAAGCUCAUUAAUGGCCACAUUUGCCCACCCUGUUGUUAAACCUGCUUUGACCUCCCAGGCAUUUGAGGGGUAUGGAGUAAUCUUAUUAUGUAUUAUUUUGAACACACACCUACAUGCAAUAAAAGUCAUACACUUUUCCUGUUUUAGAAAAUAUGUCCCCUAUUUUGGAUUACUGCUGCCUAUGCACUAGAAAUUUCUGAUGUAAAGAGGCCUGAUGUAAAUGGCUAAGGGAGCAUCUAGAAAGGAGAGAAAUUACCCCAAAGUUUUGUCUGUUUUUGUUUCCUUUUUUGUUGUGUUUUCAAUCCUGUAACUAGUGACUAAAGAAUUUUUGAGUACAUAUAUUAGGUCAUGGUUAAAGAAUAUUAAAAUAAAUCUGUAAUUUACCAGAAUUUGGUAUUUAAAAAUUGGGUAUUGUCAAUGUGCAUCAUUUGCAUGUUGAUUUCAAGUUUCCUAAUUAUAAUUGUGAAAAGUAAAAACUACUGUGACCUAGUACAGUUAUAGUUGUACUUAAUAUUCAGGAUGUGAUAUUUACAACAUGCAGAACAGUGUACACUUGUUAAGUAAGUCACAUUCCACAUGAGGAGAAAGGAGGCAGUGAUUUUCUGCUUUGCUUCUAUUCUGCUACCCUCUCCUCCCCACCCUCUAUGUGAUACACUCUUGUAAUACUUUCAAGCUCUAUAAGAAACUUAUUACUUCACUAUUUUUAGUUUUCUGUGGGGUUUUCUGUGUGUGUAUGGCCCAAAGCAAAUUUAGGAUUAAUAUCUAUGUUCUAGUUUCAUCCAAGACAAUUAGAUGUCCUUCUAACUUCCCUUUUUCUUUCAGCACACACAUAGCUAAGAGACAUGAAACCUGCAAGGAUUCAGCAAUAAGGUUUAAGUUCUUCAUCCAAGAACCAGUAGGAAACAAACCAUGAGUCUGUUCCCAAACUGUUGGUAUCCUGGGUAAUCCAGGGGGCGCUUAAAAAGACAUUGCUGGUUAAGAAUUCCCAUGUCCAGCUUCUACACUCUCCACUUCAGUGGCAGGACUGAGGGCUGGUCUGCAUGCUGGAAGUGGUUGGGGGUGGCAGAACUGCUCCCGUGCUAAACCUUAAUCACCAGUUUGAAUUGAUUAAAGUGAUUUUUCUUCUUUGCACCUUUCCUGUCAUAGAAAGUUUCUCCUCUAUUGUUCCCUUAAUCUGAGGAUGGACAGACUAAUCAGGAAAGGAGGAAAAGCAUCAGGGAUUUUUCAGGUCCAUGUAGAGAGCAAACCAUAUCGUGCCUCUUCAUCUUGACCCAGCCUCUUGCAGGUGAUUCUAAGUAUUAAUAUUCGCCAGAUUUUCUUAACAAAUAAGACGUAGCUAAUAAGAUAUUUGCAUUUGUGAAUACCCAUUAAAACAUUGUUAACCAGGUACACUGCCUCAAUAUUGAUCAAAUGAGAGAAUAGUUGGGUAGGUCAGUAGUAAAUUGAAUCCAUUUAUCAAUUUGUUUCAAAACAAUGGUUUCAAGUAGAAAGUUAAUCUUAUGAGCUGAACAGGGGGAAAAAAUUACGAACUGGCCCUUUUGAAAAGGAAGCAGUAGGAACAAGAAAAUCUUUAAAUUAUUAGAGGAUGGUACUCCAAUACCUUUAAAGCAAUUUUUAUCUUAGGUUUUCGGAAUUACUUUACCUGUCCAUUCAAUCUGAAAUGUUUCUAGUAAGUGCUAAGCUUAUGUUUAUGGUGUUAAGUUGCACUGUUUCCAGUGACUAGUCAGGCGUUGUGCCUGAUGCUUAUGCCUCCAGCGUAUGCUUCUCGAGCCUUCUUCCGAGACCUCCCACUGCAGGUCACCUUGGGGAGAUAGCAUUAACAAUACAUCAUCUCAGUCUCGCUUAUGAAUGUUCUAAGUUUUCCAGUAGAAAAGGUUCCCUGGAUCUUAAAUGUUAAGGAAUUUUAAUUUAAAAUUCUCCAUCCUAUUAAAUAGGAAAUAAAGCCAAAUAACCUGGAGUUGUUUGCUCUACCUUUAUUCCUUAAUUCCUGUGCUCAAGACACUGAAGCUGUGGUAUCCCAUGUAACAUUUUAAAGGAUAAGGUCUGAUAAAUGUGAAAUUCAUCUUGGGGUAGGAGGAGCAUAUUUGCAUGGACUAGAAAGGCACACAGAUGCAGAUGUUUCAGGAAUUAAUUUGGAUUUAUAUAAAGGGAAGAACUCAUCGCCUUCCAGGUGAAGGUAUAAAUUCACACAUAUUAAUGACGCGACAGUCACUAUCCUAAUUGCUUAUUAUUGCCUUUCUCCGCCUUAGAGUCUUUAAAACACUCUUGAAUGAACCGAUUUGUUAAAAUGAGGGGGUCUUCUCUGGUCAUUACACUGCUAUUUAUUUCUAGAACUCAUGGUCAGUGAGUAGUGCCAGGGUGGUUUUCUCUAUGACCUGGAGGUUUUACUUCACAGCACGGAGGGAAAAGUCUCCCCGUUGCUUUACAACAAUGUGCUAAGUAAAAAACUUGGCCAGGGUAGUUUUCACUCAAUUUAUAGAAUAGUCCAAAGAGACUCUGAGAAACAUGAUAGGCAGGGAUCUUUCCUAUCAUGUUUCAAUAUCUACAUGCCUGUUGAAAGAAAACAAUAGGUAAAACAUUUCCUAAAGUUGGAAGUAAGAGCUUCAUAGAUUUCUUGGUUACUUUAUUUUUUUUAAUGCUUUACAUUUGAUACAAUUAUUAAAGAUCAAUUUUAAAAAUAGCUUUCCAGUAAUAUAUUUUAAGUAAUAUAUAUUUUAAUAUCUAUGUAAAAAGUGACAGUGAAAGACUUUGAAUUUCUCAUAUAUGGUAUGUUUAAUGUAGGACCUCACUGUUAAGGCACAAAUGAUUUCAAAGGAAGUUACUCUAAAGACACUCAGAUUAUUUCAAAAAAAAUGCAAUAAGGGGAAUAGUUUUGGAGUUUAUUUUUUAUUUUAAAAGAAAAUUGACUUAUUUACCACAAGCUAUUUUUUUUUCCUUCUGGCUAUAAGGUUUGUACAGACUGGUUUGGUAAAUGCUAACCUUUUGUGUCUUUUGCUUUUUUUAAAGGAAUUGUUAACGUUGGAAUUGAGGGUAUGUACAGAGAAGUUGGUGUCAACACCAUUUAAAAAGUCAUAUUUUUUCACAAAUAUAGAGAAAUCAUUUUACAUAAGAAUUUUAAGUAUUUGCAAUAAAUAUAUGUAUAUAGAUUGUAUGUAUUCAUAUAUUCUUAUUUUUCAUUUUAUUAAGUAAAAGAUAAUUAAAGUGAAAAUAAAAACCUUGGAGUUUUUGGUGAAUCUGGAGGUCUAACAUAUAUCUGAGUGGUGUGGUUAAGGGCCCUCAGUUGUUGCCUUAUAUUACUGCUGGAAGAUUACCACAGGUUGUAUAGAAGGGAGUAAAAUGAGUCAUUUGAUGAGAAUCAGGGUAACAUAUUUCUUUCAGAACUCUGGUAAAAAUUCUCUUAAUCUGUCUGUCUGUUUUCACCUUUGAACUGUUUUGUCUCCUAACCACCUAAUGUCAGUCACUGGGAAAGUAAAACAAAACAAAACAAAACUAUGGUGUAUUCUUUUUUUUUUUCAUGUGCCCAUUGUUUGCUUGUAGAACAAAGAAUGGUAAGAAAAUAUCUCAGGGGGGGAAUAGGUUUUCCUUUCUUCACAGUGGUUAAUAAUUCAUUAGCAGACAUUCACUGCCAUUGCCUUCCAGGCCAGGGGUAUGUGAAGAAAUAAUCUCAUGAAGAUAAUAGAACACUUUUUCUGUUUCCCAGUUUCUCUCUGAGAAAUGAGAUUCAGAGCCAGUUUUCUGUCCCUGGUCUGGACAGUAGAAGAGCUAGGCAGACUUGGAUUUUGAUCUCCCUAGUGUCAGGGAGGGCAUUGAUGAAAAUGAGGACUGAGCCAGAUGUUAGAAGAGCCUAAUUGUCCAUAGUCCUAUACCAGGAGAUAACAUGGAAUCCUGAUGUCCAAGAGAAGUAAUGUUAUGGUUGUAAAAACUUGGUUUUAGGAUGUACUUAAGGAAGCAAAAUGAUACCUGGAUAGUCUUUGGCAAUAAAGGUGUAUAGCCCAUUCUUUAAAAAUUAAUAAUAUAUAGAUUUAUUGAUGACCUGAAAGAAAAUAAGGUCAGAAUUUCAAAAAUGUAUCUUAAUGACCCAUGAAACUGACUUUAUUCUAGUUCUCCCUGAAAUUGCUCAGCUGUGGUUAUUUUCACUGAUAAAAAUAGCAUAUUUUGGAAAUUAAUAAGGAUACAUAGAAUACUUUUUAAAAGACAACCUUACUAUUUUUCAAAAAUUGAAAUUUCAAACAUCGGGGGUUGCCCAAAGAUAGUGAAGAUAGUUUCGCUGUCCAAAAAAACAGAACUCUAAAUCUUUACUGAAAAUACUCUAUUUCUAAAGGAAAUUUCUUAAGUCUCAGGGAAUACCUGCAUCUUCGUAAUUCCCGUAUAUUAUAGAUGGGAAUGAAGGUGAAGUGUUUAAGUGGGUGAAGCAGUCCAUGAUGACCAUUUACAAAGACCUUUCCCACCCCAUUUCUGGUACAUAUUUAUCAUUAUUUAAAUGGGCCUCCUACCUCACUGUAAGUAAAAUUCAUAUUCAGGUAAUGACAGGAGCCUGAAGGUAUAGUUGGUCUGCAGGUGAGAGAGAGCAAUAACACCAGAACACAGCUUCAACUUGAAUCCCCAACUUUGUUGACAUCACAGUCUGAGAAACCUGUUCAUUGGUUUUGACACUACUUUGGACCACAAAUGGUCUUCAGGAAUCAGAUUUUGCAUGUUUCUAGCUAUUUUUGUACAAAUCAUGUUAUUUACUAAUUCUAAUAUUUAUUGAACACCUAUGUGCUGUUCUAAAGUUCUAGUUCUGCACGAGUAAACAAGCAUCCAUGUAAGCUGUGAAAGGUCUUGCUCAAGUGGUAAUCAUACAGCACUUGUCUAGUUCAGAGCUCGAGGAGUAAUACAUGCUACGUAUUUCCCAAGAUGUUGGAAGUUUCAGUGUUAAAUGAGUUAUGAAAUAGUGUUUGGAGGCAUUGGGUGAGACUUGCAAACCAUGAAGAAGAAAAAGGGCAUUGCCCCUAGAUGAAACAACAAUGUGGAAGUGAGGAGCCAUGUUAAUAAAAUUUACCUUUUUUGGUAACUUCAUUGGAAGAUCUACAGUUGUUAAUAAAAAUUUCAAGAAAUCUCUUAGUAAUAUCUACAUUGACAGAAUUAGGCUGAAAGCAAUCCCUUUCCGUUAAUUCUGGUCAGAAUGUCAGUAAAAAUGCUUUAUGUUUAACCCUUUCAAAUAAUGUGCGUAAAUAACCCAAAAGAAGAUAAAGAAUUAAGAAAAAAACCAUACCUUGAUCUUCAUCUGGUAGUCUGGUGAGAGGGAAGUGUAUCCCUGAGGAGGUGUUGCAUCCCUGUUUUGUCUCCAUAAUGGAUAAAAUUAGUGUUCUUUUUUCUAAUACUGUAGAAUUAGCUUUUUUUCUAUCGCUAAGCCAGUGAGCUUGAGUCAAAAGAGGCUUCGGCAGAACUCGAGCCCUUUUCAGUGGCCUAAAUCCUAAUUCUUUGAUAUUCUGUGGUAGAAAGUUAUAAAAGGGUAGAUCAUUAUGUUUUGUCGGUGUUUAUUCAUGAAUUUUUCUUACCAUUUAUCUUGAACCUGGAUUAUUGGAUUUGCAACUGGAAUUCUGUAUGCCAGAAAUACCCACAUUGACCUUUCAGUUAGAGGUAUUAGGUGUAUUCUACUAUGUGAUGCAGCCUCAACUGUGUCCAGGAAGUGGAAGGGUGGAUAUCAGAUAUUUUCCUAGGACUUGGUGACAAACAGAAGAUUGGGCUUCUUUCCUAGAGACUGUAUAAACUAAGGAAUCUAUACCUCCAUGGAACUUUCAGUCUUAAUCUAAAAGAAGAAUCUCCUAGAGAGAUUUCCUUGGAACAGGAAGGACAGACAACCUGGAAGAGAGCCAAAGGUCGGCUGUGACUAGAUAGUGGGUUCUCCUGAAGAGUAAUUUGAAACUCAAAAGAAGCCACAGGGUAUUUAAAAACAUCUGAUUUUCAUCUUGACUGCAAAACCUAGAGAAUGUCUAUGGGAGAAGAAAGUUAAACCCAUGAUUGAAUUUAAGAUAAAUUUAAACUGAAUUUUUUUUUUUUUAAGGUUUUUGGGUUCUGAUAACAUGAUGUUAAACUGCCGUGAGUGGCACAUGGAAUUUGAUCUGACACAUUUUGUGGGCUAAGUAAUUGUUUUCUGUUGAAUUUAGUGGCAGCCUUAGCCACUGAUCAUGAUUUAGGUCUGUGUACCUGUCUGUGUCUGUUAAGUAACACAGACAUUGGCUUAUAAACACUAUUAAAUUUACUUCAGACAACAAUUGCAUUACCUUUAAUCAUGGAUCCUCUUUUUAAAUACUGAAAACUCGGAUUAGCCCAAUAAGAAAGUGAUGUAUUAAAUGCUAUCAAAAUAUCUGAAGAUACUUAAGAACUAUUAUUUUACACACAGCCUGUGUUCUUCCUAUGGAAAGUGUGGUACAUAACAUUUCACGUUUCUUGGGUUCUUUUCAAAGACCAGUGUCUAAUGUUUCCAAAUACUUAGAGAUUAGAAAUGGAGUUGGACUUUGUCCCUAAAUCAGGAAUUCUUUGCAUUUUAGGUUUUUAGGCAGUAGCAGUUUGAAGAUUUCGGUAGUGACCAGCUGAACCUUUAUUUAAUCACUGCACAAGUUUUAAAUUAAUGAAACUCUUCCAGAGUCUCAAAUUUGGUUUCCCUCUUGUUGCAUAGAAGAUAGAUUCUGUGCUGGGAAGAACCUGACAAUUUGUUCUCUGAUAAUAAACUGAUGAAGGGGCAAGUUUGUUCUUAGAGAAUUCAUGAAAUAUAUGGAGUCCAUGAAAGAGCCAGAGUACAUAACAAAUGAAAUUCUAGAACUUAAAAAACUUUUCUCUUAGCCAUAAGUGCUAUGACCUAUUUUUUUAAGAACCCAUCUUAAUUCAGUGACUCAUUGUAUCACACCUUAAGACUUUCACCAGCACCAAGAGAAAUCAGAACGGAAGGAAUGACCUUAAGUUGCUCUUGUUCACUUUGAAAUCUUUGUGCACAUAGGCCUUAGCACUUUGACAGAUAAAACUCUGCCUUUUAGCUCCUCCUCACUAUUGUCUUUAACCCCCCACUUUUAGACUGUUCCUUUAAUUGGUUGUAUAAAACUACCUUCUUCAAAAUUGAAUGUAUAAUAAUGUUUCUGCACAUGGACAAACUGUAACUUAAUGACUCAUUUUAUGUUGAAUAAAGGCAUACAGUUUUGCUCUA
Messenger RNA from Rhinolophus ferrumequinum (greater horseshoe bat), 12854 nucleotides. RefSeq names its product ASXL transcriptional regulator 2 (gene ASXL2). Gene Ontology annotation, biological process: positive regulation of transcription by RNA polymerase II; animal organ morphogenesis. NCBI's taxonomy places the organism in Eukaryota, Metazoa, Chordata, Mammalia, Chiroptera, Rhinolophidae. Gene Ontology annotation, molecular function: DNA binding; peroxisome proliferator activated receptor binding; chromatin binding. The record is from RefSeq and is a predicted model, not a curated record. The transcript has 13 exons. Gene Ontology annotation, cellular component: PR-DUB complex. Bases 27 to 4646 code for a protein of 1539 amino acids.